GGCAGGAGAGCGCCAGAGGCUGCCGGACCUCUCUCCCCCUAGCUCUUCUUUUCUUGCAGAGACAUUAUUCUCUCAUCUCUAUCUCUCAGCACAGAGCUCUUAUUCAGCCACUAGCUCGGCCCUUCCUGCUUCAACUGUAAUCCUUGUUCUGCCCAGGGACACACUACUGACAGCAGAAACAAUGAAUUUCCUCCAACCAGGCAAUGUUGGUGGUUCUUGCAUUCCUCUGGGUGAGCGAAUCUAGUUGGAGGGUUCCAGAAGGGGAAGGCGCCUGGCUUUCAAUACAUUCUCCUGAAUCAUGCCUCGUUUCGGGUUCCCUAGACAAAUCUGGAUGUGUAAAAAGAACUCUUAACGGCGAUGCAGGUCUUCCACAGCUAAGGCUCGCCUCUGAACUUUGUCUCCUUGGAGCCACCUCACUGAUACAGCUUCGGAUGUGGAUGUGGAUUUGAACCAUGUCGCGGCCCCGGGGACUGCUAUGGCUCCCUUUGUUUUUCACCUCCGUCUGUGUCAUGUUAAACUCCAAUGUCAUCUUUUGGAUAACUGCUCUUGCCAUCAAGUUCACCCUCAUUGACAGCCAAGCACAGUAUCCAGUUGUCAACACAAAUUAUGGCAAAAUCAGGGGCCUGAAAACACCGUUACCCAGUGAGAUCUUGGGUCCAGUGGAGCAGUACUUAGGGGUCCCCUAUGCCUCACCCCCCACUGGGGAGAGGCGGUUUCAGCCCCCAGAAUCCCCAUCCUCCUGGACUGGCAUCCGAAAUGCUACUCAGUUUGCUGCUGUGUGCCCUCAGCACCUGGAUGAGAGAUUCUUAUUGCAUGACAUGCUGCCCAUCUGGUUUACCCUCAAUUUGGAUACUUUGAUGACCUAUGUUCAAGAUCAAAAUGAAGACUGCCUUUACUUAAACAUUUACGUGCCCACGGAAGAUGAUAUUCAUGAACAGAAUAGUAAGAAGCCAGUUAUGGUCUAUAUCCAUGGGGGAUCUUACAUGGAGGGCACUGGUAACAUGAUUGAUGGCAGCAUUUUGGCCAGCUAUGGGAACGUCAUCGUUAUCACCAUUAACUACCGUCUGGGAAUAUUAGGAUUUUUAAGUACUGGUGACCAGGCAGCAAAAGGCAACUAUGGGCUCCUGGAUCAGAUUCAAGCACUACGGUGGAUUGAGGAGAAUGUGGGAGCCUUUGGCGGGGACCCCAAGAGAGUGACCAUCUUUGGCUCGGGGGCUGGAGCCUCCUGUGUCAGCCUGUUGACACUGUCCCACUACUCAGAAGGUCUCUUCCAGAAGGCCAUCAUUCAGAGCGGUACCGCCCUGUCCAGCUGGGCAGUGAACUACCAGCCGGCCAAGUACACUCGGAUAUUGGCAGACAAGGUCGGCUGCAACAUGCUGGACACCACGGACGUGGUAGAAUGCCUGCGGAACAAGAACUACAAGGAGCUCAUCCAGCAGACCAUCACCCCAGCCACCUACCACAUAGCCUUCGGGCCCGUGAUUGACGGCGACGUCAUCCCAGACGACCCUCAGAUCCUGAUGGAGCAAGGCGAGUUCCUCAACUACGACAUCAUGCUGGGCGUCAACCAAGGGGAAGGCUUGAAGUUCGUGGACGGCAUCGUGGAUAACGAGGACGGUGUGACGCCCAAUGACUUUGACUUCUCCGUGUCCAACUUCGUGGACAACCUUUACGGCUAUCCUGAAGGGAAAGACACUUUGCGCGAGACUAUCAAGUUCAUGUACACAGACUGGGCCGAUAAGGAAAACCCGGAGACGCGGCGGAAAACGCUGGUGGCUCUCUUCACUGACCACCAGUGGGUGGCCCCCGCCGUGGCCACCGCCGACCUGCACGCGCAGUACGGCUCCCCCACCUACUUCUAUGCCUUCUAUCAUCACUGCCAAAGCGAAAUGAAGCCCAGCUGGGCGGAUUCGGCCCAUGGCGAUGAGGUCCCCUACGUCUUCGGCAUCCCCAUGGUCGGUCCCACCGAGCUCUUCAGUUGUAAUUUCUCCAAGAACGACGUCAUGCUCAGCGCCGUGGUCAUGACCUACUGGACGAACUUCGCCAAAACUGGUGAUCCAAAUCAACCAGUUCCUCAGGAUACCAAGUUCAUUCACACAAAACCCAACCGCUUUGAAGAAGUGGCCUGGUCCAAGUAUAAUCCCAAAGACCAGCUCUACCUGCAUAUAGGCUUGAAACCCAGAGUGAGAGAUCACUACCGGGCAACGAAAGUGGCUUUCUGGUUGGAACUCGUUCCUCAUUUGCACAACUUGAACGAGAUAUUCCAGUAUGUUUCAACAACCACAAAGGUUCCUCCUCCAGACAUGACAUCAUUUCCCUAUGGUACCCGCCGAUCUCCUGCCAAGAUAUGGCCAACGACCAAACGCCCAGCAAUCACUCCUGCCAACAAUCCCAAACACUCUAAGGACCCUCACAAAACGGGGCCCGAGGACACAACUGUCCUCAUUGAAACCAAACGGGAUUAUUCCACUGAAUUAAGUGUCACCAUUGCCGUCGGGGCAUCGCUCCUCUUCCUCAACAUUUUAGCCUUUGCGGCUCUGUACUACAAAAAGGACAAGAGGCGCCAUGAGACUCACAGGCGCCCGAGUCCCCAGAGAAACACCACAAAUGAUAUCGCUCACAUCCAGAACGAAGAGAUCAUGUCUUUGCAGAUGAAGCAGCUGGAGCACGAUCACGAGUGUGAGUCGCUGCAGGCACACGACACGCUGAGGCUCACCUGCCCACCAGACUACACCCUCACGCUGCGCCGGUCGCCGGAUGAUAUCCCACUUAUGACGCCAAACACCAUCACCAUGAUUCCAAACACACUGACGGGGAUGCAGCCUUUGCACACUUUUAACACCUUCAGUGGAGGACAAAACAGUACAAAUUUACCCCACGGACAUUCCACCACUAGAGUAUAGCUUGGCCGUAUUUCCCCUCCUAUCCCUCUGCACCACCUGCUCAGCAACAUAGAAGAGACAAAGAGAAUCUCCAAACCAGGAAUGUUUUUUUGCCACUGAGUUUAGACAAAAAUGCAAAAGGGCAGUAAUCCCAUCCCAGCAGACACUUCUCAUUGGCAUUUUCCAGUAUUGUGAGAUCAAUUUCUGACCAUAUGAAAUGUGAAUAGUAUCUGUUUCUGUUACAAUACUGCUUUAAGAUCUCUACCAUGCCAACAAAUAUUUUGUGUGACUAGGACAUCACCAUUUCAAGGACCUAUGUGUUUCCAACAUCAUGGUAGCAGCUCUCACUUCCAAAACUCAGCCAGGGACAGUUAAUAUUUUUUAAUUACAAUGGAAAUUUAAACAUUUCUAUCUGGGCUACAAAAUGAAUGGUUCUUUUUCAGUGUAGAAAGAAUCUUUGGGCUUUUACUCAGCACGUAGAGCUGUAAUCCAGAGACAAGGAAAUGUAGAAUUUUAUUAUCAAAAUAAAAGAAUUGACUGCACAGCAAAAUCCGUAGGGUUCUGUGGAAGGAGGUGUUUUGCCAGCCUGAACUAUAUUUAAGAAACUUUGUAAAAAAUAAAGAUGUAUAUAGCUGUUGAGUUCAAACAAAAACGGCAGACAAACAAAAAAGAGAAAGGUUUUUAUUUGUGUUUUCAGUUUGAAAGAACUUUUAGCAAGGUUAUGCUUUUACACACAUAUUAGUUAUACCACCUCUCUUCCUCCACAACAAAAGAGACUUUUCUUUUUAAUUACAUGUAAACAAAGGCAUGAGAUUUUCUGACAUGAGAUUUUCAUUUGUAGGAAUAUGUGAGGUCAAACAGAAGACUCAGAAGUUUUGUAUGGUCCAUUUCUGCCUGUCAGGUUGCACAGAUGCAUAUAGAGCAUUCUUAGGAGACCAUUGUUUUGGAGAAAUUUGAUUUGUAUUUGCUAGUUUUCAUGAAAUUGCAGCACAGACAUAGGUCCUAAAAGUGGAAUGUAUUUAAAAGUUGUUGAGUUACACACACACAUACACACACACAGAGAGAGAGAGAGAGAGAAUGAGCAGAGAAAAAAAAAAUACAAAUACUGUUUUGUAGCUCUUGCCCUUUGAAUACAUUUGGGAAGAGUUACUUCCUAUUUCAGGACCCUGCCAAAAAAGAAGAAAGCUUGCCUUUGGUGGGACUAUGCCCCUUGGAGUAAAUACUCCUCUAUGUUCCCUAGCAGCUGCUGGAGGAUUUGGCUGAUGAAGUACCUGCUCAGCUUAGCUAAUCAGAUUGAAGGAAGAUAUGUGUGUUUUCUGUUUAAGCACCCAGUCCCUUAUUUAUCAGUAAGUAGAUUUUUAAAAAAUCUUUUAUAUCAUUUAUGAGAUAAAACAUAUGCUUGUCUGAAAAUAUCACUUUUUGUGGAUUUAUCUGAUCACCAAACAAUGAAUAUUAUAGAAGAAUGGGGGGAAAAGGAUAGAACAUUAAAACUGCUUUGCAUAGGUUUUUUUUGGGGGGGGGAGGAGGAAAUUAGGAUAUCUUCACUGACAAGAUACUGAAGGGAAUUUAUUCACCCAUUUUAAAUUGGUUACCUGGGGAUCAGAUAUUUGUCUCUCCAACUGCUUGUCAUUUUCUCAUUUCUCAUUUUCAGGAAUGUUUGGAUUGUUACAAGGCAGAAGGAAACACAGAAGCAAUGGUUGUUCUAUAUUUUGUCUUUCAAAGAUUACUGCAUUACUAAGAAACAGUAGCCAAAGAUAUUUGAAGAUCAUGUCCCUUGGCUCCAUUGUGGAUUACUCUAGAAAUCCAAUGUUAAAUGCCUCUACUAAAGUGGGUAUUCCCCAUAAAAUUUGUCCAGCUACCUGACUCUUUUGCAAUAACAACUUUGAUUACUGAAUCCCUACACUCAAACCAUAGUGAUAUAUCAGUGUUUGAGAGUCACCUCUAGAAAACAGAAAAAUUUAAGAUAUACAUAAAAUCACCCCCAAAACUUGUUGCUUAUCUUGGGUUAAAUUUGAAAGUGAUUCUCUUUAUAUAAAUACAUGAAAUAUUAUGAUCUGCACUUAGCACACUUGAAGCAACAUUUCUUUCCUACACAGAGGUGACAUGGUAAGAUUUCAUUCCCAAUUCAUUGUUUCAUAGAGCUAUGAUUAGGCCAUUUCUGCACGCAAUGUAUGACCCCACCUGAGCAACCACAAACAGGCUCUCCAUGAAACUACAAAGGAAGUGAUGUGUGGCACCAUGCUGGUUUUGUCUGUCUGUAAUAUGAAUUCCAGUAUUUGUUUUAUAUUUUCAAUUGUCUCCUACUAGCAAUAUGUACAAUAAACAUGACAGUCUUGUGACGUCUUACGGAAAAGAAGAGUUCCUGUUAAAUAAAUAACUUUAGCUUUUACAGGAGAUUAUGAUCAAAAGUGAUUUAGUACAUCUUACAAGAUAUCUCAUUUCUACAUGAAAAGAAGUUAUAGAAUCCUCAUAGACUUCUAUGAGAAAAAUAUAGUUGCUAUUUAUAAAAAAAAAGAGAAAAAAGAAAAAAAUGAGAAAAAGUAAGAAAAAAAUCCUUUCCUAGGCUUUUCCAUGAUCUUCAAAGGGACAUAAGUUUCAAUGGUUCCUUGUGCUAUCAUUUUGAGAUUUUAUUCCUUGUUUUGCCUUAAGUAAUGAUAGAAGAUAUAUAUUGCCAGACACACAUGUAUAAACUUUUCAGCGCAUUUUAAUAAUAAAAUAUCACAAUAUUUUAUAAUGCUUUGUGCAAACAAUUACGCAUCUGUUCUUUCUUGGUAGGUGGCAUAUUUUAUUUACUUUUGUUGUUCUUUGAGUGCCUUUUUCUUUGUAAAUGCUAACUGAUAGCUCUCACAUAUGCUACAAAUGGAUAAAUACAUUUGAUAAUGGGAUGAUUGUUUUAGCUUUGGCCAGCUGCACAGUUGAGGAGGCUCUCUGCAGGCCUGAUUUUGGAAAACUAAGCCCUGUUUGGUAAAGCUCCUGAGAUGACACUGCCUGAAA
Messenger RNA from Macaca mulatta (Rhesus monkey), 5876 nucleotides. The record is from RefSeq and is a predicted model, not a curated record. NCBI's taxonomy places the organism in Eukaryota, Metazoa, Chordata, Mammalia, Primates, Cercopithecidae.